This is a messenger RNA of Mercenaria mercenaria, 5082 nucleotides long. RefSeq lists its product as uncharacterized. The record is from RefSeq and is a predicted model, not a curated record. The transcript has 7 exons. Bases 180 to 1139 code for a protein of 319 amino acids. NCBI's taxonomy places the organism in Eukaryota, Metazoa, Mollusca, Bivalvia, Venerida, Veneridae.
AAAGUAUGCACAUGUCUUUGUCUGAAUACAAAGAAAUAUGACAUGACGAUUAGGGUUAGAAAAGAAAUAUUGGAUUGAUAUUAUUCCUAAAACUGGAGGAACGUUGCCUUGUUCCUGAUCUUCUUGUUUGACUGGAUUCAGUGUAUGUUUGUGACUAAGAGCCGAGACUGACAGCAGCUAUGGCCCGGAUGCCAAACCCAUGCGACUUUUAUAAUAACAGUGAGGACGUUAGCGGUAUACCUGACACAUAUGUUCAUCUCAUCGAUCCUGAAGACGGGCCAACAACGAGAAAAUUCAUGGGAGAGCUAAAGAAAUGCAUUGAUGACAAGUACCAUAGGAGAGUUUUUUAUAAGAAAACAGAAUAUGUACCAUUGGUGGUCGUUGUCCGAAGAACCACAUUAAGGUGUGAAGAUGACCUUGAUGCAGCGCUGGAAAGAAUUGAAAAUCAAAAGUCCAAGAAGGUAGACGUUAUCGUUUACUUCCAUAUGAAACGCAUUGGUGAUUGUAAAGAAACUGCAAGACGUCCAGAUGUAAUGGAAAAAUAUAAACACAUGGUGAUUAUAGAUAUGGAUUUUGGUAAAGGAAAUCUAACGAGCUGGGGAAGCGUGAAAAACGUCAAUAAGAAUGCAAUAGAAGAAUUAAUAAAAACAGUCCGUGAUCUACAAGAUCUCUGUUUUGAGAAGACAUUAUAUGUAUAUACAUAUCCAAACGUGGAUGCCAGAGUGUCUGGCGUGAUCAUAGAAGAAUUAGAGAAUUUUAUGGAAGAUGAAUUAGUUAUUAAGAAAAGCGACCAUUGGUAUGGAUGCGAACCACUUGCUAUUAUAUGCGAUGAUGAGGCCCCUAACGGAAUGGAUCCUUCAAACGUCGCUGUGUUCCAUCUUUUCAAAGGUGAUGCUUACGAUAACCCAAAACAGGAAAAUAUGCGUAAACAAUUUGGACUCGUUAUUGACAUAAGUGAAGAGAAAGGGAAAUAUUUUAUCACGUAUAAUAUAGGAACAAAGUUGAUUGAUUUUGUUAAGGGAUGCAGUGUGCGGAAAAGGAAAGAAUGUGCAAACCACAGAACGGAGAACAGCUCGAAUGACACUGAAGAUGACGGAAAUGAAAGCUCAGCCCGGGGUACCUUUGCUUGUAACAGUUAGAUAUUCAUUUUUGUCAAAUGACGGUGUUAAAAUCAUUUACAGACAUUCAACUUUAAACAAAGAUUAUGAAACCUAACAUACCAAAACGAAGUAAUCGUUCUCUUAAUGAAUAACAGACUGGUUAAGCUUAACCAGAGUUAUAAAUGCCGUUUACAAUUGUUGUAUACCAUUUUGACUGCAUUGAACAUUAGACCGGGAGGCGGUACAUAGGAACAUGACUAACUUUACAUAUUCUUGGUGUUAAACAUUUUUCUUUGGUUAACACAUAAGAAAACAGAACAAUUAAGAAGCUACCUUCAGUUUGUUUGUAUCAUUGAACAGCUUCAUGUUUCAUUUAUUAUGAUAAAUAUAUCCAUGUUUUUCUUAAGGUAACUUAUGAUGAUAAGACAUUGUAGUUUUUUGUUGUUUUUUUUUUGUUUUGUUUUGUUUUUUUGUUUCUACCAUAAUUUUUAUCAUUGUAUAUGUUUAAUAUAUAUUAUUUUUGACGUAGUAGUUAUCAAUUUUUCUUUUAAGAUAUUUUCAUUACAGAUAGUGCUAAAUUAUGUUCCAGUAGUGUUUCGUAACACACUUUGUCACUACAGUAAGUACACUAUUACUUAAAGGUUUACUUUUUUAUUUAAAUAAAAAGUAGGUACAGUGUUGACACGUGUGUGUAUUCACUUACGUGGAUUAUGUUGCAUACACUUAUGCGCAAGACAUUUGUCUAAUAGCUCAAGAAGACAGACAUGUAUGUUGAGAACACAUGGUUCUAUAAUAAGAUACUAGUCUAAAGACGAUUGUCAGUACCUUUCUUUAAUUGAGAUAUAAUUUACAUACUCCGUCAUUUUCUGUGUCAUGGCAUUUUUCCAAUUGUAAUCAGUAAAAUAAUUAAGAGAUGAAGACCAAAGUAUUUCUGAGCGCAUUUUCAGGUUUCACUGUCUUUUUGCAUAAGAACUUUGCGCUUUCCUGAAGGAACAGGUGUAGGCCACCAUGACAAGCAGCUCUAACGUAACACUGGUGUUGCAGGGCCAUUACAGGAGUAAGCAGUCGUGCAUAUAGCAAUAACAUAAGCAUAUUGGUGUUGUAUGUAUCAUUCCUGUUGUUUCCAAUACAUAUAUCAGAGGAUUACCUUCUUUCACCACACUGUAACUUUGGAACAUAUUGAGAAUUAGAGUGCAGGUUUGUAAUUUUCCGAGGCGUCCUUAAAUAUUGGUUUUACUCUGUUUGUGUAUCUGCACUUUGAGUACAUACCAGUAUCGUUUAUUUUCACAAAAUAUGAUGAUAUUCAUUCGAAAAGGUUCAUGCAAUUUGUUUGGUUGAUAUCCCUGAAGUGAAUUUUAAUUCUGGAUUUUUUUUUAUUUUGGGCGAUUGCCCUCCAGUAUAAAGGUACAUAUUGCAUUUUUUUAGAAAAAGGAGACGCUUUCUAGGGAGGUUUCUGUGAUAUGAUACAUGUUUCACUUAAGAAAUAAUUUAUAGCAAAACAGUGCUUUAUCACUAUUUAUACACAAUAGGCGGUUAUACGUCGGGCGUAAUAAUUUCAAGAGGGCGCAUUGGUCUUCAAUAUUAUUGCUAAAUAUGUUGCACAAUCUGCAAACAGGGCACUUGGUCUUUUGACUGCAAAGUUUAGAAUUCUGGGUGGUAUGCCUGUAGAUGUGUUUACAAGAUUAUUUGACUCGAUGAUGUGGUCCGUCGUUGGAUAUGGAGCAGAUGUUUGGGGAACCCAGUCAUUUUCUUGCAUUGAUUCAGUACAAAAUAGAGCAAUGUGUUUGUUUCUUGGUGUAUCAAAAUUUGCCCCAUCAGCGGCAGUUGCUGGCGAUAUGGGAUGGCGACCCACACCAGUGAGACAACUAAUUAAUGUUUCAAAUUACUGGUAUAGAGUUUGUAAUAUGUCAACAACACGUAUAAACUGUAGAAUCUUUGAUUAUUGUUAUAACCAAAAUGGCAAUAAAUGCAAAAAUUGGUGUUUUAGAAUAUGUCAAAAAUUUAAACUUAAUAGGUGUGAAGAGUUGUGUAAUCGCUUUUUGGGUAUGUCUAAGAAAUCUGUUUUAGAUAGAGUCAUUGAGUCUUCCAUGCAAGAAUUUGUUAAUAGGUGGAAAACCGACAUAAAUGCUCAACAUGGCCCGAGCAAAAGAGGUAGAAAUAAACUACGUACUUACAAAUUGUUUAAAUCAAAAUAUGAAACAGAACAAUAUUGUAAAGUUAUUCUGUCGCGUCCAUAUAGAGCUGCUUUUGCAAAAUUUAGGAUAGGUGUUGCGCCAAUACGUAUUGAAACUGGAAGAUAUGAAAGACUAGACAUUAAUGAAAGGCUUUGUCCAUUUUGUAAGGAAAAUGUUGAGGAUGAGAAACAUGUCAUUAUGGAAUGUCAAUUAUAUAUUAGUGAUUUUAGACAAGAAUUAUUCAGAAAAGCCAGUUCUAUAGAAGCAGAAUUUAAGCAUUACUCUGAUAAUGAAAAGUUUCUAUUCAUUUUUACAAAUAGAGCUCUUGUUCGUUUUACAGCCAAAGCCUGCUUUCUUAUUUUAAGGAGAAGAAAUGAAUUUGUAUAUAAAUAAAGUAGUUAUUAAAUGUACUAACAAUAUUCAUAUUUAAGAUAAAACAUGUGUUUUAGGUUAAUGCAUAAUGUCAGUGUUAAUCACUCAUAUUCCAUGCAAAGUAAUUUCCAUUUUGAGUAAUAAGUGUUUCUUUUUGUUUACAAUUUUUAUCAAUGGUAUUCACUAUAUCUUUUAGCUCGACUUAUCGAAGGAAAAUGGAGCUAGCACACUUGCCGCGGUGCUGUCAUAACCCUCAAGGGUUUUUUGGGGUUUUAUAUAUAUAUAUAUAUAUAUAUAUAUAUAUAUAUAUAUAUAUAUAUAUAUAUAUAUAUAAAGUCAGAAGCAUUUAAGGAUUAAACUAAAACAGUUAUCAAUACCAAGAUCUACACCAGGGGAAACAAUCCCCAUGGCUCUGGUUUGAGGUGUGACACAUAUGUCCCUUUUAAGUUAGAAUUUUCUUUAGUCAAAAGUUUUUUGAUAAAUUUGAACAUCUCUGUUGUUAUCAAAGCUUGUGACUUGAACCAUAAAAUAAUUAUUUACUAUCAAGUUCUAUGCCAGGAGAAAUAAUCUGCAUAAUUCUGGUUUCAAUUUUGAUAGGGUUAUGCUCCUUUUUAACUUAUAAUUUUUUGAUUUAAGUUUCAUAAAUUUGUUAGACUCGCAACUUGAAAUGGUCAUCUGUUGUCAGUCUACACCAGGAGGGACGAUCCCCCUAGAUCUGAUCUUGGAUUUUGACAGGGUUGUGCCCCUUUUUUAACUUAGAAUGUUUUGGUUAAAGUUUUAUACAGUGUUUCUUUUGCGGACAAAGCUCUAAUUCACUGAGAAAGGUUGAGCGUGCUGUCUUACGAACAGUUCUUGUUGAAAUAUAUUUUUAAUAAAACAUACAUUUUAAAACAGAUAGCUUUUUAAUAGCUGUAUCUAUAAAACUGACAUUAUGGUCUUAUAUGUACCAAUGUAGAUAUUUAGGACAGUCUGUAAACAAUUGUUCUAUCUCCUUUUCAUUAUAAAUAAACUGUUUUAAACUUUUAAAUGGAACUGUCUUAGUAGUUAUAUGUCUAAUUCCUAGAUUUUAGAUAGUUAAUAUAGAAUUUUAAUUAGUGGUAAUACCAGUAAAAGUAAAUAUGAGUAUGUUUUAAAAAUUUUGUCUGGCUUCUUUUAGUAGAAAUAAAUUUUAUCUCAGUCUCUUAUAAUUCAUACAUGAAUGACAUUGUACAUUGUAUUAUUGUUUCUAUGACCUAUGUUGUAUAUUGAUGUACUGUACAGUGAAGAGACUUUAAUAAAUAAAUAAAUAAAUAUGUAACCUAAUUGCAAAUAAAAGUAAUUGUUGUUGAAAUAAAAAAAUAGUUUCGCGCUCGUCCCCAUAUCUUCUUUUUUUGUUUUGUAAAUCAAUUAUCUUUUGUUUUAUUCAGGUUUUAAUAAUAGUAAAUGUGUUUUUUCAA